AGACUCCUUUCUAAGCAACUCAAGUUCGUGGUGAUACAGGCCUUCUUCUGAAGAGACAGAGUCUUAUCUUAAUGAAUGACGAAGAACCGUCAGAACUUCCUUUGGAGGAUCAGGAAUACGGUGAACCAAGGACAUAUGAUCCAAAUUUCCAAGGACCUACUGCCAACAGGAGGUGUACAGAUGUUCUGUGCUGCAUAAUCUUCAUAAUAUUUAUUAUAGGCUACAUUUUCUUAGGACUUGUAGCCUGGGUACAUGGAGACCCCAGAAGAGUGGCUUAUCCUACAGACAGCCAGGGCCACUUCUGUGGCCAGAAGGGCACCCCCAAUGAAAAGAAGCCCAUUUUGUUCUAUUUUAAUCUGUUCAGAUGUGCUAGUCCUGCUAUCAUGGUAAACCUACAGUGCCCGACCACACAGGUCUGUGUGUCUAAGUGCCCAGAAAAAUUUUUAACUUAUCUGGAAAUGCAACUUUUGUACAAAACAGACAAAAGUUAUUGGGAAUACUACCGUCAAUUCUGUAAGCCCACUGCUCAGCCUGCCAAGUCUCUCACAGAAGUCUUAAUGGAUGGUGACUGUCCAACAGCAGUGUUUCCAAGCAGACCUUUUCUCCACCGAUGUUUCCCUGACUUCUCCACAAGAAAUGGCACUUUGACAGUAGGGAGCAGGAUACUGUUUGAAGAUGGAAAUGGAAAGACAAGAAAUGCUAUAGAACUCAGAGAGGCUGCAAAUGGCAUCAAUAAAAUCCUUGAUGCAAGGACAGUUGGAAUGAAAGUGUUUGAAGACUAUGCAACAACUUGGUAUUGGAUUCUUAUUGGCCUGGCUAUCUCCAUGGUUCUUAGUUGGCUAUUUUUGAUGCUCCUGAGGUACACAGCUGGCUUCCUCUUCUGGUUCUUCAUGUUGGGUGUGCUUGGAAUUCUAGCAUAUGGAAUAUGGUACUGUUACCAUGAAUACAAAAAACUUGAAGACAACCCAAAUUCCUCAUUAAGUGUUUAUGACAUUGGGAUUCAGACUAAUAUUAGCAUAUAUUUUCAACUGAAACAAACAUGGUUCUCAAUAAUGAUAAUAUUCUGCAUCCUUGAAGGGAUUAUCAUCCUCCUGUUGAUCUUCUUCAGGAAACGAAUCCAUGUUGCCAUUAUCCUGCUGAAGGAAGGGAGCAAAGCCAUUGGAUAUAUCCCUAGCACAUUAAUUUAUCCACUUGUGACUUUCAUUUUGCUCUCAAUCUGCAUUUCCUACUGGGCGGUUACAGCAAUUUUCUUGGCAACUUCAGGUGUUCCUGUAUACAAAGUUGUAGUCCCAGAUGGCAAAUGCAUACAUGAAAAUGAAACAUGUGACCCUGAGAUGUUCAAUACAACUGAAGUUAUCAAAAGUUGCCCUGGGGCUCUGUGUAACUUUGCUUUCUAUGGCGGAAUGACUCUGUACCAUAAGUACAUUCCUACCUUCCACAUAUAUAAUCUAUUUCUCUUUCUCUGGCUUAUAAACUUCAUCAUUUCAUUGGGUCAAUGUGCCCUUGCUGGUGCCUUUGCUACUUAUUACUGGGCCAUGAGAAAACCUGAUGACAUCCCACCACAUCCACUUUUUACUGCAUUUGGUCGAGCCAUCCGGUAUCAUACAGGAUCUCUAGCAUAUGGGGCAUUAAUCCUUGCAAUAAUUCAAACAUUUAAAGCGACCCUAGAAUACUUGGACCGUCGUAUUAAGGAUGCCCAUAACAUCUUUGCUAAAUUCUUACAAUGCUGUCUGAGGUGCUGUUUCUGGUGUUUAGAAAACAUGGUGAAGUUCUUAAACAGAAAUGCCUACAUCAUGAUUGCACUGUAUGGCAAAAACUUCUGCAGGUCAGCAAGAGAUGCUUUCAAUCUGCUGAUGAGAAACAUUUUAAAAGUUGCGGUUACAGAUGAAGUUACAAACUUUGUAUUACUCCUGGGGAAAAUUCUAGUUUCUGGCUUUAUAGGAAUUCUGGCCUUCUUGCUCUUCACAGAAAGGUUGCCAAUGGUCGCGUAUGAACCAACAUCAUUAAAUUACUACUGGGUCCCUUUGGUGACUGUCAUUGUUGGAUCGUACCUAAUUGCGCAUGGGUUCUUCAGUGUCUAUGCAAUGUGUGUUGAGACAAUUUUUGUCUGCUUCUGUGAAGAUCUGGAAAGAAAUGAUGGAUCUGUGGAAAAACCUUACUUCAUAACCCCUAACCUUCAUGGGAUUCUGACCAAGAAGCAACCAGUUCCCCAGAAGCAGAAAGUUUCCCAGGAGUAAAGCUCCCAACCGUGCCACUUCCUUAGCUGAACUUAUGUAAAUUAGCUCCAUUGUCAUCUGAAAAAUGUUGCUAUCGAGAAUUUGAACUUUCUGUGCUACUUCUAAACAAUUAGCACAGAAACUGAGGUGUGCCAACUGAGGUACUGGAUUUGGAUAGCAAUAGCUUGGGUGAAGUUGUAAUACUUUAUAGUCUGGUUCCCACUGAAGAGCAAAGUGUUCAUGCAGAACAUUUUUUAAAACCGAGUGCUGAACGUGUUUAAUAACUUUUAUAAGUCAGUGUGCUGUUUCCAUUGGGGCACUUUGAUAGCCUAUCUUUUUAUAAGUGUAUAUUUGUAAAGGAAAUUUCAGGCAAUUUUUGAAGACACUAUAAAUGUGUAAUCAACUAGCCAUAAAAUAUUGAGUUAUAAUUAACCAGCAUAUGGUACUAACAUUGUAAAUAUGGUGCUAUGGUUAUAUUUAUACUGUUCAAGCUGGUGGACAACUCUCUAAACUGUGAUUAAACUUUAUUAACCGCUCACUUGAAAGAGCAUUUCAGUGAGUGAAUUGAGUCCAUAACAGACAUCCAGAUAUUAAUAUCACACAUGGUCUGCAGAGGGCAGCACUAGUAAAACUUAUCUUGGAACUUUCAUAGUCCAUUUAGUUCUAAUGUCAUGACAUUUAUACUGAAGUUCAAUCUGAGCUCUGGAAUCUAUCAUUUCCAAAAUAUGAACUUCUAGCCACCAUGGGAAUGUUCUGAUGCUGCCACCCAGAAUCUGAAUUUUCACUCACACCACAUAGAAGUGAGUUAUGAAUCUGUUUCCAAAGUGUGAUUUUUUUCUUUUACAGAACAUACCUAUUUCUAGAUUAAAGUAUGAGGUUUUUGUUCUACAAAAAAUAGUUCAACUUUUCAUGAGAGAAGAGAAGAGAUAAGAAAGACACUUCAGAUCUUUCCUUAUGGAAACAGACUGUUGUCCCUCAUCUGGUGGGAUAUCCUUUAGGCUAGGACCUCCUUCCCCCAGUGCUUAAGAGGAAAGUUGUCACCACCUUCCUCUGCUAUAGGCCAGGGUAACAUGCUGAUUUCUGUUAGCCUAAAAUCUUGCAUGACAGAACAAAGCAUGGAGCCAUCUCUCAUAUUCUUUUCCUCUGCAGUCCUUGUGUGCAAAUGUGUGUGACAAUAUGGAUUAACAGUGUAAAGCUGUACCUCAAGAAAGGAGCACUGAGUCAGUUACCAUGCUCUUGCUUUGAUACUAAAUGUGAAUAUAAUAUUAUCUAUGUGUUGAUCAAAGAGCAUGUUGCUUUAACCUGUUGAUCUGAAUAGGAUUCACACAUCCAAGAAGAGAGUUAGAAAUGCAUUAUUGUCUUAUAAAUCAAUUGUAAAUACAGAUUUAUUCAACUAUCCUGACAUGUAGGAACUUAUAUGCAGACUAAGUUCAUGACAGCUUAAUAGCAAGAAUAGGGGAGAUUUUUCAAAUUAAUUGAUUUUAAUAAUGACUAUCAACUUGUUCUUAACUUAUUUUCUAGAGGCUACUAUAGUCAAAAGCACCACUGGAUUCACAUCUUGGCAAAGAGCUUUCUCCUUUCUUGUUCUCCUUGAAGCAUAAUACAGGGAAGAGUGGUGACACAUUUUUUCUAGAUUUUUAUUAGAAAGAGUCUCAACAAAAAUUCAGUAGUCUCUACUGUGAAGUUGCUAUAAAUAUAGAUGCUUAUGUCCUAGCAAGAAAUUCUGAUGUAUUAUGUAUUCAUGUGGACUACUGUGUGAAUUACUACAAAAUUCUCUCUUGAUUCUCAGACACAUAAAAGAUGGGAAAUCAGUUGAAUAAAAUAACAAUCAGCAUGUGAGAAAUUAGUUACCUGUUUGACUAUAUUAUGGCUUAUUCUUCGUCAGAAGAAAAUAAUCUCCAUUUACUACUUCUGUGUGUAAUUAAAAUCAUAGUCAAAAUAAGCAUUACUUUUGAGCAGAAAUUUUGUAGCCAUUUUCUUACACAGCAAUUAAACUAAUAACUGUG
This is a messenger RNA of Perognathus longimembris pacificus (Pacific pocket mouse), 4222 nucleotides long. It is a transcript of the gene Slc44a5, whose product is annotated as solute carrier family 44 member 5. NCBI's taxonomy places the organism in Eukaryota, Metazoa, Chordata, Mammalia, Rodentia, Heteromyidae. The transcript is spliced from 23 exons. Gene Ontology annotation, biological process: transmembrane transport. Gene Ontology annotation, cellular component: membrane. Bases 72 to 2237 code for a protein of 721 amino acids. Gene Ontology annotation, molecular function: transmembrane transporter activity. The record is from RefSeq and is a predicted model, not a curated record.